Molecule: messenger RNA, 1170 nt
Organism: Pseudovirgaria hyperparasitica
Lineage: Eukaryota; Fungi; Ascomycota; Dothideomycetes; Acrospermales; Acrospermaceae
Exons: 2
Coding region: 164-940 (258 amino acids)
Source: RefSeq, a predicted model, not a curated record
GUCGCGUGUAUAAGGGUACUGGCAAGCUUCUUGGCUAGCCGUUCUGAGAUAGCAUCGGAUACCCUUCGGGCAAUGCUCCGUAUAAUUCUCCACGAGUUUUGUAUCUUCAUGCCAGACUACCCAUUGCGUUUCUGCUCACAGAUAUCAUCGAUACUUAAUUACGAUGUCACUGCCUUCAGCCAGCCGGGUCGCUCAGUUUCAGCGUUCUGCAGGACGACAGCUCCGAUUCCAAACCUUCGCAUGCCCAUGGCUUCAGUCGAGACGGACCAAGACAACGAAUGCGAACUACGAACCCAUCGUCCUAGAAAAGCCCGACAGGUUUCGACCUCCUUCCCAUCCGCAGCGCAUUGUCAAACCCAAGCCGAAGAUAUACGGCCCUGAUCUCACGGCGCAGCAGAAGAUGGAACAUAAAACCAAGCAGUAUCCACACCUCAUGCCUCCAGAGGACAGCUUUAUGCAUUGGUUCCUACACAGCAGAUGGAUACAUAUGUGGAUCACACUAAGCGUUCUCAUGUCUGCAGCUACCUACGUCUUCGUCCAGGACUUCUAUCAGACUACGCCAUACAUGGAUCUUCUACCCCCCAAGUCGGAGUUUCUGAGCCAUCCAUUCUCAUUCAUGGGACAAUAUCUCCAGGUAUAUAAGAUGACGGUCAUCUACAACAGCGAACAAGUUGCCGAGCUACGGCGCAAGAAGAUUGAGGAUGCGGAAAAGCAGAAGGAGUACAGACGUGCACAUGGCUUACCAAACGAGCCAUACAUCCUUAGAAAGCUACCUGGGUACAAGGAUGAGGUCGAGAGAGAGGCGGCGAAGAAAGAGGCAGCUGUCGUAGCAGAGGCAAACGCGGACGCUUCGCCAACCGCGGCAGCCGACGUGCCCGGGAGAUUCAAGAGCUUUGAAGGGAAGAUUGAAUCGCCCAAGAAGUGGUUUGGAAUCUGGUAGAAGGGUAUGACCUUUAGAAGAGAGUGAAACGGGGAUUCUCGCCAUUUGUAUAGUAUGAAAAACAUGCUCUGUGUACAUAUGAUAGCGGGCGCAUAAAAUUUUCCUAGCAGCGUUCUAGCAGACGACUUCAAAGUAAAAUUCUAGAGCCAGCCAUAGGCCAUGGGACAUCGACCCGAUGAAUAACGAACCCACAAGGCCCAGCUGCCUGUUAAAUUCGUCUCAGUUCGCGG